AUGGAGGAGAUUAAAGUGCAGCAGCUAAAGGCUUUAGAGUACUAUUCCAAGAAUGGCGUUAUCACGUUCAUGGAGGAAAUUCUGAACAAGAUGUUUGCUGUGCAACCACAAGACAUUUAUUUCUUUCUACUUCUUGGGAGUCAUAAAUACAUCAACGCCUACGUAGAAAACCUCACUGUAGAAGAACCAGACUUGACUGGAGUCUUGCAAGCCCUCUCGGAAUUAAUGCUCAAUCUGAACUUUGCAAGCAAUUCGCAGUAUGAUUUGGACAAUUGGAUGAGGCAAAAAUAUGAGACACUGCUUCAUGAGCAUUCAAAUGCUGGAGAACGCAUGAAGUCAAACGGACAGACCGUGGGACAAAAGAAUCCAGAAACUCCUGUAAAGCCGGCAAAAAAGAAGUCUCCUAAGCAGGCCGCGGCUAUUCCAAGUGUUGUCGUGUUUGGAGCUCUGAAAGAAGCCGUAAUUUUUUCUUCCAUUUCCAUUACUUGGUCUCUCGCGAUUGCGCAAACGCGAAUCCUCCCCGUGGACUAUGAAAUCCACUAUCCAGCCUACAAGGUUUUCAAAGAGAUAACUCAGCAGGUUAGUGUACAAUAG
Messenger RNA from Dibothriocephalus latus, 594 nucleotides. The record is from the annotation of a GenBank genome assembly. NCBI's taxonomy places the organism in Eukaryota, Metazoa, Platyhelminthes, Cestoda, Diphyllobothriidea, Diphyllobothriidae.